Caenorhabditis auriculariae is the source of this 290-nucleotide messenger RNA. The record is from the annotation of a GenBank genome assembly. NCBI's taxonomy places the organism in Eukaryota, Metazoa, Nematoda, Chromadorea, Rhabditida, Rhabditidae.
AUGUUCUCAGCCAUCGCCAGAAUCCUUCUGUUGGCCUGCGCCCUUCUCGGCCUCGCCACGGCCCAACUCGGUCUUGGUCUCAACACGAACGUCGGCCUCGGCGGACAGCCUGGAUACGGUGGCUAUAACGGCGGUUACGGUGGCGGCUACGGUGUCAACGGAGGCGCCAACGUUGGAGGUGAGACCUCUUUUUGAAUUUUGUUGCGAAGCUUUUUAACUUCUGUUAAAUAAUUGAGAUGAUUCGAACUUUUUCAGCGCAACCGGGACUUGUUGGCGGACUUCUCGGCUAA